Molecule: messenger RNA, 763 nt
Organism: Corylus avellana
Lineage: Eukaryota; Viridiplantae; Streptophyta; Magnoliopsida; Fagales; Betulaceae
Source: RefSeq, a predicted model, not a curated record
CUGUUUGACGAUAUUUCUCGGAGAAAGCUGGGUUUUUGAAUUGCACAGAGCAUGCCCCCAAGGAAAACAGAAAAGAAGAUCAUCUAUGACAACAUCUUCUAGUCUCACUCCUCAUACGUCAGAUUCGAUAAAUCAAGCUGGGAGGGACGAUGCCUUGCAUGAUAACAAUGUAGACUUUGAGAAACCAACAAACAAGAAAGCCGAAAAGACAAAACGAAAGAGAAAAGAGAGUUCCUAUGAAGAUGUUGUGGUAUUCUUGAGGAAGAAAAUGGAAAUUCUUGAGGAAGUGCGUGUUCAAGGAAAAGAGAUAAUUCGUAUUGAGGAGGAAAAAAUGAAUAUGAAAAGGGAAAAGUUUCGCUUGGACCAGUUGGACCAUGAACGUAUACUUCGUAUUGAGGAGGAGAAAAUGAAUAUGGAAAGAGAAAAGCUUCGAUUGCAACGAUUGGAUCGGGAUGAGAGAAUAAUGAAGAUUGAUACAAGUGGAAUGUCGCAAAUACAACAAAAAUAUUGGGGUCAACGCCAAAUGGAUAUCCUUGAGAAGCUAGAGUCAAGCAACUAGUCACCAUUUUUUGUUGUUUGCAUGUUACUUUAUUUUGAUAGUAGCUUCUUCAGGCCUUCGAUCAUUGUUUAUUUUGCUACAUUUUCACCCCUAUAAAAUGAGUUUUUUGGAUUCUAAUGUGAUGAUGGCUAUGAAUGAACUCUAUAAGCUAAUCUGUAUGCUGUAGUAAUCUUUUGAAGGGAAGAUAAACCAAGUCUUCUAGCA